AUGACUGUACAAAUUCCCAAAUUACUAUUCUUGCAUGGUUUCUUGCAAAACGGUAAAGUUUUCUCGGAAAAAUCUUCUGGUAUUAGAAAACUACUGAAGAAGGCUAAUGUGCAAUGUGAUUAUAUUGAUGCGCCAGUUCUUCUGGAAAAGAAAGAUUUGCCAUUUGAAAUGGAUGAAGAUAAAUGGCAAGCCACUCUAGAUGCGGAUGUUAACAGAGCGUGGUUCUAUCAUAGCGAAAUCUCCCACGAAUUGGACAUCUCUGAAGGUUUGAAGUGUGUUGUCGACCACAUCAAGGCCAACGGCCCAUACGACGGUAUUGUCGGCUUCUCCCAAGGUGCUGCAUUAUCCUCCAUCAUCACCAACAAGAUCUCCGAACUAGUUCCAGAUCAUCCGGAAUUUAAAGUCAGCGUCGUUAUCUCUGGCUAUUCUUUCACUGAACCAGACCCAGAACAUCCUGGCGAACUAAGAAUAACCGAAAAGUUCAGAGACUCAUUCGCGGUAAAGCCUAACAUGAAGACGAAGAUGAUCUUCAUCUACGGUGCUUCCGAUCAAGCUGUCCCAUCUGUUAGAUCCAAGUACUUGUACGAUAUUUACCUGAAAGCACAAGAUGGUAACAAGGAAAAGGUACUAGCUUAUGAACACCCUGGUGGUCAUAUGGUUCCAAACAAGAAAGAUAUUAUCAGACCAAUUGUUGAGCAAAUUACCUCUUCCUUGCAAGAAGCUUCUGAAUAA
Saccharomyces mikatae IFO 1815 is the source of this 732-nucleotide messenger RNA. It is a transcript of the gene FSH1, whose product is annotated as putative serine hydrolase. The transcript has a single exon. The coding region runs from base 1 to 732 and encodes 243 amino acids. The record is from RefSeq and is a predicted model, not a curated record. Gene Ontology annotation, cellular component: nucleus; cytoplasm. Lineage: Eukaryota; Fungi; Ascomycota; Saccharomycetes; Saccharomycetales; Saccharomycetaceae.